Messenger RNA from Rotaria sordida, 774 nucleotides. NCBI's taxonomy places the organism in Eukaryota, Metazoa, Rotifera, Eurotatoria, Philodinida, Philodinidae. The record is from the annotation of a GenBank genome assembly.
AUGAUCACAAAUACACACUAUUUCGUAGAUUCAUCACCAUCAAACGUAAAUUUUAUACCAGAAUUAAUCGAUUAUAAUGUUUCACAAAUCACUCCAUAUGUUUUUGUUACGGCUGAAAAUACAGCUCGACAAUUUACAAAUAUAUCUUCACAUGGUAUUACUUGUGUAAUUAAUUUAGCAAAAGAAUUACCACAAAUUACAUUUCCAUCUCGAAGUGGUAUUGAAUCAUUAAAAUAUCCUAUAAUAGAUAAUCCAACAUUUCCUGCUUUACGUUAUUUUGAUAUAGUUGCUGAUCGUAUAGCUGCUAAUGUUACUUCAAAUCGACGAACACUUUUAUAUUGUCAUCAUGGUCGAUCACGUUCAAUAACAUUUAUUUUAGCUUAUCUUAUAAAACAUCAUCAUCUACCAUUAUAUAUAGCAUAUUCUCUUGUCAAAUCUAAACGAUAUUUAGCUUCACCUAAUGUUGGUUUUUGGUCACAAUUAAAAAAAUAUGAAUUAUAUCAACGAAAUCAAAAACAAAUUAUACCACAAAUUUUAACAUAUUUUCAGGAUUCUCUAGCAUAUAGUGGCCAAAUAUUAAAUAAAAUGUCUAAUGGAUUUGAACGAGUAUUAACUCAACUUCCAAUUGUUAAUGUAUUUGCAAAUACUAUAUAUCCAAGAAAUCGAAAUUUUCAUGUACGACGGUAUUAUCAUACUAUGCAACGAAGACCAUCAGCAUAUUCAUAUCCAUACUAUAUUCGAUUACCACGAAGAGUCUAUCGUCAUAGAUUAUAG